AUGAACCUUCAGUCUCUCCUAUCUGAGAACACGCCACCGCCAGGCCAGAAGUUGCCAUCCAUUGCGGAGAUCAACGGUGCUGGGAACGGUGUCUCCACCAAUGGGGACGGACCCCACGUCGCUGGAGGUGCCAACGGCUCAUUCAAAGCAUCGACACUUUCCACGUUAUCCAAUGGUGGAUACGUUGACCACAACAGAGACCACGCCAAGGAUAUACUGCGUGACGCCAGGGAUAAGGAUACGCUGGACAGAAUGGCCAAGGCUGACAAGUUCGACAAGUUCGACCCUCUCCAUCCGCUGGACCCGGGCUACUUACGAGAGUUUGAGGCCAGAGCCAAUGUUCUCCACAAGCUAGAUCGUACCUUGGCGCUUGCGCUGAAUCUAUCUGUGCUCAACUUCGAGAAGGACCACUUGGCAUCGCUCUUGUCAACGCUGGAGCCCAUGGCUGCCAACUACGUGGAUCGUGUUGUUGCCGAAGACGUGUUGGCUUCUCAGUAUCCACCCAACAACUCUGGUGCCUACAACUGGGGCUCCACCCGGGCUGUGGAGGAUGCUGAAGCCCGCGAGGAACGCAGGCAAAUGCUCCAUGCCAAUGCCGUGGCACUUCUAAACUCUGAUCUCAAGUUUGACGAUGGAGAAACCACCCCAGAGGCCGAGACAUCUAAGUCAUCCAAACGAUCGAAUACUGCAGACUCACAGGACUCUAAGCGCCGAAAGACAGAAGACGCUGCUCUAGAACCCCAGGGCCGUUCACGCGACGCCAAAGAGAAUGGUCGUCUCAAGAUUCGUCUUUCGUUGAAGGAAACUGAGGGCUCCGAUGCGGUCAGCCUGGGCGACUCUAAGACGUCCCCUUCCAAGGCAAAGGAGUUGAAGUCCGUCCAAAAGCAGUACGAUAACACUUUUGUGGCUAUCUGGAAGGAUAUGUCUCGAAAAGAUGGACCUAAGGUUUCUCGAUUGAUGCAGCAAACCAAUCAGGCCAAAUUGAUCAACUUACGUAAAACGGCUGUUCUUGCCUCGAGGGAGGCCAAACGUUGGCAAUUAAAGAACAAUAAGAACCAGAAGGAUUUGACAUCAAAGGCAAGAAGAGCCAUGAGAGAGAUGUUCAAUUUCUGGAAGCGCAAUGAAAGACUCGAAAGAGACGCCAGAAAGAAACAUGAAAAGGACCUUAUUGACAGGGCUAAGAAGGAGGAAGAGGACCGUGAGGCCAAGCGUCAACUGAGAAAGUUGAAUUUUUUGAUUACUCAAACCGAGUUGUACUCGCAUUUCAUCAGUAAGAAGAUCAAGACCGAUGAGAUCGAGGGCCUGGAUUCUGAUCCAAACUUAUCGAGUGUUCCUAAGGCCGAGAAUCAUUUGGACAAGUACCACGGUGUUGAAGGAAAUGCAACUGACAUCAACACCCUUGACUUCGAUAAUGAUGAUGAAGAAGCUUUGCAUAGGGCUGCUGCUGGCAAUGCUCAGCGUGCUUUGGAUAGUGCCAGAUCUCGUGCAAAUGCCUUUGAUGAUGAUCCAUUCAGAAACCCAGACACAAAUGGUGAGGAGAUGAACUUCCAGAAUCCAACAUUGAUUGGAGACAUGAGUGUGUCGCAGCCUAAUAUGUUGAAGUGUACUUUGAAAGAGUACCAGCUCAAGGGUUUGAACUGGUUAGCCAACUUAUAUGAGCAGGGUAUUAACGGUAUUUUGGCUGACGAGAUGGGUUUAGGUAAGACUGUUCAGAGCAUUUCUGUACUUGCAUACUUGGCUGAGACUCAUAACAUUUGGGGUCCAUAUCUCGUGGUGACUCCUGCUUCGACAUUGCACAACUGGCAGCAGGAAAUCUCCAAAUUCGUUCCUGAGUUCAAGGUGUUGCCAUAUUGGGGAAACUCAAAGGACAGAAAGGUGUUGAGAAAGUUUUGGGACAGAAAGAGCUUGAGAUAUGGUAAAGACGCACCAUUUCAUGUGUUAGUCACUUCAUACCAGUUGGUAGUGGCAGAUGCUGCAUACUUUCAAAAGAUGAAGUGGCAGUACAUGGUUCUUGAUGAAGCACAGGCUAUCAAAUCCUCACAAUCUUCAAGAUGGAAGUCCCUUUUGAGUUUCUCAUGCCGUAAUCGCUUGUUAUUAACUGGUACACCGAUUCAAAACUCGAUGCAAGAAUUGUGGGCAUUAUUACAUUUCAUCAUGCCUUCGUUGUUUGACUCGCAUGAUGAAUUUAGUGACUGGUUUUCCAAAGAUAUUGAAAGUCACGCACAAUCCAACACGCAGUUGAAUGAGAACCAGCUUAAACGUUUGCAUGUCAUCUUAAAACCCUUCAUGUUGAGACGUGUGAAAAAGAAUGUCCAAAGUGAAUUGGGUGACAAGGUGGAGAUCGACAUUUUUUGUGAUCUUACCAAUCGACAAAAGAAGUACUACCAGAUGUUGAAAUCUCAAAUUUCCAUCAUGGACUUGCUCUCCAACAGUUCGAAUGAUGACAGUAACCAGUCUUUGAUGAAUUUGGUCAUGCAGUUCAGAAAAGUCUGUAACCACCCAGAUUUGUUUGAAAGAGCCGAUGUCAAGUCUAGUUUUGUUUUUGGCUCAUUUGCGGAGACUAGCUCCUUUUUACGUGAAACGGAUUUGGAGCUUAGCUAUCUGUUGCAAAACCUGAUUCACUACAAACUACCCAAACAACUCUAUCAUGAUCUUCUUGUUCCUGGAAGUAACAGCGACGUUGGAUCCAAGAACAAAAUCUACCAGAUGUUCAACAUAUACAAUCCUGAAAACAUAGCAGAUGAUAAAUUGGAUAACUUUGGAUGGCUCAAGUUUGUGGACAAAUCCCCGCAGGAGCUUAAGAAAUUGUCCAAGCAGAAUAUUCUUGAAAGAGCCAUUGAUUUGAAGGGAUACUCUGACAUGAACUACAGUUAUGCUAACCGUUUCAAAUAUGUCUAUGCCGACGAAGGAGGAUACAUUCCAGCCAACAGAAAGCUUUUGAUUCUGGAGCUCGACAACAAUUACUGCCACCAGCAAAAUUCUACAGUUUCCAGGGCCUUAUUUUCAGUCCAAACCCAAGUGUACGAUGAUAUGUACAUGAAUGUGAUGGAACCAGCAGCAGCGCCUAUUGUUACGACUGCUCCCGUUGAAGUCGAUUGCAGUGACUACACAUUCACGCGUAACAUGAACGGAACAUUGAUGGACACUUCGAUUCGUUCCGCUUUGGUGCCACUUACAUUGAAUACUGAACUCGAUUUGAUCAGGAAACAGGUCCCUCUUACUGAAUAUCCUAAAAGCGAUAUGAAUCCUGAUCCUUUGAAUAAUCUUGUCGGCCAUUCUAACAUUAGAAUGCCCUCAAUGACUAGAUUCAUCACGGAAUCUGGCAAGUUGUCGAAGCUUGACAAACUUUUGGAUGUGUUGAAGAAAGAGGGCCACAGAGUUUUAGUUUACUUCCAAAUGACCAAAAUGAUGGAUUUGAUGGAAGAGUUUCUCACGUUCAGACAACACAAUUAUAUUAGGUUGGACGGGUCUUCUAAGUUGGAGGACAGAAGAGAUUUGGUCCAUGACUGGCAAACUAAGCCCGAGAUAUUUGUGUUCUUGUUGUCUACUAGAGCAGGUGGUUUAGGUAUCAACUUGACCGCCGCUGAUACUGUGAUCUUUUACGACUCUGACUGGAACCCAACCAUCGACUCCCAGGCUAUGGAUAGAGCCCACAGAUUGGGUCAGACAAAGCAGGUCACCGUUUAUAGAUUGUUGACGAAGGGUACUAUCGAGCUGAGAAUGAGAGAUCGUGCCAAACAAAAGGAACAAGUUCAACAAGUGGUGAUGGAAGGCAAGUCAUCCUUCGCUAAGAAAAAGGAGGAUGCUGUCAACAAAAAGAAAGACGUUGCAUUCCUUCUCUUGGGUGGUGACGACGAUAAUGGUGGAAUCAGCACGGGUACAAGUUCUGGAACCGACACACCCUCCAGAGAACCCAUGUCGAAGACCUUGGAAGCCAUGUAUCACGAAGGCGAGGGUGAGUUUUCCGGAAACAUUACCCCAAUGCCUUAG
Sungouiella intermedia is the source of this 3990-nucleotide messenger RNA. NCBI's taxonomy places the organism in Eukaryota, Fungi, Ascomycota, Pichiomycetes, Serinales, Metschnikowiaceae. The record is from the annotation of a GenBank genome assembly.